AUGGUCUCAGGAUGUAAAAUGUUUAGCCGGGAAAACAGUAAAGGCAAUCUAAUCGAGAUAAUUUUGAUGGCAUAUAAACCCUGUGAUCGAAUUUUCGCAAAGGUUAAAGGUUUCCCUUAUUGGCCUGCACGUAUCAACGUCCUUCCCAAGGACGUGAAGAUUCCAAAGGGCAAAUAUCCUAUUUUUUUCUAUGGUACGCAUGAGGUCUACUUUUUAGCUCCCAAGGAUAUCUGCCCCUACGAACGUUGGAAACAUAAAUAUGCAGUUAGUAAAAAUCGUUCAUUGUUUCAAAAAGGCCUUGAGGAGAUAGAAAACGACCCAGAUGUAUUGCUCUAUGGAAGAGAUGCUGAUGCAGAGCAAUUCUUGUCACAAUUUUACGAGUUCAAACGCUCGGCCGUUGGUGGUCCUUCUUCCCUAGAUGAGGAGCUUCCAACUCUUACCGAAGCUUCCGCGGAUGAUGCGCCGAUGAGGAGUGUUUCAAAGAAUUCUGGUGUAUGUUCAAGGCGAUCCAGCAUCAAGCACACGAAUAAAGAGUCAGAGAAGCGGUUAUCUCGUAAUCAUGAAAGUACUGACGGUACUAAACAGGAGUCACUAUUGGAAGUGGAAAGUGGUGAAGUUAAUCCUAGUUCUACUGACGUGAUAUCGUCAACAAAUAAUGCUCCUGCAACCACAGCACUUGGCCGUCCGAUGCGUAAAUCGGCAAGUAGGUUUUCGGCCAUGAAGCUCCUUAAAGCUGGAAUGGCUUUUGCUGAUGACGAAGGCUCCAACGAGGACGCAGAUUGGCAUCCUACAAUCGCCCACACGAAUGAUGCGUCCGAUGACUAUGUACCCGCUGAGACUCCCUCCACUCCACUUAAAAGUCCCCAGUCUCCAAAGGAUGGCGUUUCUCAAAAGGGCUUAAGGAAACGGAAGGAUAAAUUGAAGCCGGUACCUUCCGAAAGGUUGAAGCGUCCAAUUUCACCCUCUUCGAAUGAGUCAUCUACAUCUACAGAUCCAGGGCGUCGCGAUAAUCGAAAACGCCUGUUUACGGGUGAACCACGACGAUGCAAGAAACGUAGCGUCCUGUUGCCUUCGCCUAUACACCGACGAGAGCGAUCUAGGAAAAUCGGCAUUUUUAGUGUUUCAAUGACUGCGGAAGAGUUAAACAAUCGUUUGAACCAACAGAAUGGGCAAAAGCAACUUGAAGAGCUGGGAACAGAGGCACGACUCCACAAGAUCGAUAUUGGAAUUAAGACAAGUCUUAUUCGAGGCCAAGAAGAUAUUCCUACCUGCCUUCAGCGGUUGGAGGCGCUUGACAAGAUGGAGCUCACUCUUCCCGUUCUCGUCAAAUGCAGCUGUUCGCGCUAUAAGCCUUCGAUGGAUGUGAGGAUUGCCGCCCUCAAGGUCUUUAACCGGUUUCUGAAAAUAAGGGAAAAUGCAUCAAAAGAAGAGAUGGAAGAAGCGCAUGCAGAGCUAAUUGCAAACAACAAGCAAUUGCUUACUUCGAGUUCCCAAAAAGGGCCCUCAUCUGUCGCUGAUAUCUUUCGGGAUGUGCAGAAGUCUCAGGCAAACAUGGUUCAGCAGAAACCACCUGUUUCUCAGCCGAAAUCCCCAAUCCAGCCUGCCAAACCCUCAUCGCCUCCUGCAAAUGCGACAUUACAGGCCUCAUCACAGCCUCCAGCCUCUCCUCCACCCGUGCCACAAUUGCCGACAAUCCCUUUUGACACUCCUGCCUCUCACUCCCCCGCUCCCCUGCAUGAUCAGUCUUCGGUCCCCAUUCAGGACGCCCCUGACUCUCCCACGCCAUCGAAUGCAUCUGACUCGGAGGGGUUGGCUCCCUCACUCGGUGAUUUGGAGGGUGGGGAGUCUAUGGAGAGUGGCGAGGAUUCCCUCCUUUCUCCAUCAAAUUCUCUCUUUAAAUCUCUUAAUGCGGAAGCUACUGUGGCUGCUGUUAAGCAGGUCUUUUUCCAGCGUACCAAGGACAAAAUGGCGGCGGCAACUUCAAGAACUCAACAAUCGUCUCUAUCACCACCAACUCAGUUGCCACCGUCGACAGUGACGUUGGAACCUGAUGCCUACUCAUCGCUUGGUGUCGAGUUAAAUCGACCACUACCACCUCAGGCGCAGGAAGUAGGAAUUCGACGAGUGGAUCCUCGUCGCUCACCGGGAAACCGACGUCGUCUAGGCAGAGAGCGAGCUCGCAGUCCGCACGCCUUACCACAUCCACUGGAGCAUUAUCAAAAGUUUUUGCGCAACGGGGAGGCCCACUUGCCACAGCCAACGCGAUCAUCUCCGCCUCCGGUUCCACCGUCGCCGUAUGCUCGUGCGGCUACAGACGACUUGGACACACGAAUUGCGCGUCUGUUAGAAGCUGCGGCUCCUCAGCCCCACCAGCGACAGGAAUUUCACCCUCCUGAUAUUUUAUCCCCGCCGCCUCCACCUCCACCUCCUCUGCCGCCCUCCCAGAAUCUCAUUUUAUCACACAGGCCUCCGCCAUUACCACUGCACCCACCCCUCAUUCCUACGGCGGCCUCACCUGCCUACACCCCCGCUUCGCCCGUUCUGGAUGGCGCUAAUGAUGGACAAUACUUCGAUCUGCUCAACAUGUGGCCCUUGCAACAAAGCCAUGGUUCUGAUGAGGCUCAAAUGAUGGUCUCUGAGCCGCGGAGGGCCACUCCGCAGCGUCCGUUGGAUGUAGGUGAUACGACUCGUGGUUGUAUAGUUAAGAUAGAAGCGAUAGAGAUAUGCGCAAAACCUGUGGAGAAUGUUGAAAACCGAGUCGGAGUCUGGAUCCGGGUGGCAAGCGGAGCCAAUUCUCCUGCGGUGCAUCUGUGCGCGAUGUGA
Molecule: messenger RNA, 2823 nt
Organism: Echinococcus granulosus
Lineage: Eukaryota; Metazoa; Platyhelminthes; Cestoda; Cyclophyllidea; Taeniidae
Product: Hepatoma-derived growth factor-related protein 3
Exons: 14
Coding region: 1-2823 (940 amino acids)
Biological process (GO): regulation of transcription by RNA polymerase II
Cellular component (GO): nucleus
Molecular function (GO): double-stranded DNA binding; transcription coregulator activity
Source: RefSeq, a predicted model, not a curated record